Penicillium cataractarum is the source of this 1251-nucleotide messenger RNA. Its product is annotated as allantoate permease. Gene Ontology annotation, cellular component: membrane. The coding region runs from base 1 to 1251 and encodes 416 amino acids. NCBI's taxonomy places the organism in Eukaryota, Fungi, Ascomycota, Eurotiomycetes, Eurotiales, Aspergillaceae. The record is from RefSeq and is a predicted model, not a curated record. Gene Ontology annotation, biological process: transmembrane transport. Gene Ontology annotation, molecular function: transmembrane transporter activity. The transcript is spliced from 4 exons.
AUGCCUGGAGAAAUCGAAUUUUCUAUGAUCAAUAAAACAAUGGAUGAUGAAGUCAAUAUGGGGCGGCAAGUUGCCUCUUCAGACCCCGAAGCAGAAAGGCAAUACGUCAGGAAAGUGGAUUUUUGGGUUUUACCCAUGCUGUGUCUGAGCAAUUUAGCAAAUGCCAAAACGGAUGGCCUCGAAAAAGAUUUGCACUUUAAGGGGAAUGACUAUUCACUCCUCAUUUUGCUGUUUUACAUUCCAUUUGGGUUAUUCGAUCUGCCAUGGAAUUUGUUGAUCAAGCGUUAUUCCGGUCGUUACAUGCUAUCAUUCAUGUCGAUUGUUUGGGGCAUACUUGCUCUCUGCCAAUGUGCAGCUAAAGGCUUCAAUUCCUUGCUUGCGAUUCGAAUAAUUCUCGGUGUCUUUGAAGCAGGAUUUUUUGCCGGAGCCACUUUCUACUUGACUCUUUUCUACACCCGAGGAGAGAUGGGAUUCCGCCUAGCCAUCAUGCAAUCAUUUGCAGUUCUGGCCUCGGCUUUCAGUGGACUCAUCUCUUUCGGGGUCUUUAAAAUCGACAGUCCCGUCGUCAAGGGGUGGCAAUGGCUUUUUAUCAUCGAGGGGAGUAUGACUUUCCUCGUUGGAAUCCUAGGGUUCUUCAUCUUACCAGAUAGUCCGCAAAAGGCCUGGUUCCUCAACGAAAGAGAAAAAGAGGCGGCAACGGUCCGUUUACUUCGAGACUCGUCCUCUGAAGUCGCAACAAAGUUCAACCUCAAGGCCUGUUUCCGGUCUUGGAAUGAUUGGAAGUUCCUAAUCUGGUGUAUUAUUACCUUCACCUACCCAGUCGCUUAUGCGACCGCGAUGAACUUCUUCCCUUUGAUCGUACAACGUCUCGGCUACUCUGUUGUCAAAACGAAUCUGUGGACUGUCGCACCAAAUUUGGUUGGCGCAGUUGUUCUGCUUUGCGUUGCCAAGUCAUCGGACUAUUUUCGCGAGAGGACAUUUCACAUUGUGUUUUCAUUGACCAUGUCACUAGUUGGUAUGGUCAUCUUGGCUGCUAUAGAUGUCCUCCACAAUAAAGGAACGGCAUAUUUUGCCUGUUUCUUAAUCGCCUCCGGGGCUUACAUACCCUCGUGUCUUGUUCAUGCUUGGCAUAACAAUAACAAUGUUCACGAAAACUCUCGCGCUGCCAAUACCGGUUUCUUCGUGGGCUUGGGAAAUUUAGCCGGCAUCUUGAGCGCUGCGACGUUUCGCACGCAAUACGCGCCAAAGUAG